Chenopodium quinoa (quinoa) is the source of this 1061-nucleotide messenger RNA. RefSeq names its product probable carboxylesterase 1. Gene Ontology annotation, molecular function: hydrolase activity. The coding region runs from base 1 to 999 and encodes 332 amino acids. Lineage: Eukaryota; Viridiplantae; Streptophyta; Magnoliopsida; Caryophyllales; Amaranthaceae. The transcript has a single exon. The record is from RefSeq and is a predicted model, not a curated record.
AUGGAUUCCAGCAACAACAAUUACUGUGAUAAGGUGGUCUUCAAGUCUGUCCUCUUCAACGUCUUCAAAGAUGGCCGCUUCGUACUAAGAUUUCCCGACGCCACGGGACAAAAAGUCCCUCCCUUAGACGACCUUGCCACCGGCGUCAAAAUAAAAGACGUACAAAUUUCUCCGGAAGUCUCUACUCGGAUCUUCUUACCACGAGUCGAGUGCACAACUACGACCAUUAAUACGUGUAACAAACUCCCACUUCUCCUCUAUAUACAUGGAGGUGGAUUUUGCAUGGAGUCCGCCUCCUCCAAGGUAUACACACGCUACGUUAGUAAUCUUUCAUUUGAAGCUAACAUAAUUGUUGUCUCAGUUGAGUACAACCUUUUCCCUACACGUGCUCUCCCUGCAUGUUACGAAGAUUCAUGGGCCGCCCUUCAGUGGGUGGCGGCCCAUGAAAAGGGGUGUGGGCCUGAUCCUUGGAUCAACCACCACGCCGAUCUUCAACGGGUAUUUGUAGGUGGAGAUUCCGCCGGAGGAAAUAUUAGUCACACGGUCCUAGCUCGUGUGGGGCCCACGAGGAAACUUGGAGAAAGUGUAAGGGUAGAGGGGAUGAUUUUAGGUCAUCCUUAUUUUGGGAUAGGAGGGAGGGACGAGGAAAUGUGGUUGUAUAUGUGUCCUACAAACGAAGGGCCUAAUGACCGUAGAUUGAAGCCUACCCUAGAGGAUUUGGGUAGGCUCGGGUGUGGGAGGGUGUUGGUGUUGGUGGCGGAGAAUGACCCUAUGAAUGUUGCCGGGAAAAGGUAUGUGGAGAAUUUGAUUAAAAGUGGAUGGAAAGGAAUGGUGGAGAUUGUGGUGAACAAAAAUAAGAAUCAUUGUUUUCAUUUAUACAAACUUGAUGAUCCUGAGGCUAUUGCUAAUAUGCGACGGAUAACUUCCUUCAUACAUCAUCGUAAUAAUGAUGUUAAGGAUAUUAAGCAACUAAAUUCUCACCUCCAUUCUUGUCUCUAAUCUUCCUUCAUUUCAUUCACAUCUAAUUCGAUCCUAUAUAUUGUGAGUGUGUGUAUAAGCUG